AUGACAGGAAUGAUGGACAUGGUGGUACAUUUUAGCGAGAGGGAGAUCAUCCUUUUUUCCUUCUGGAAAACUGGAACACUAUCUGGGAUGGCCGUCUCAAUGCUGAUAACGUUUCUUCUUUGUAUCCUGUAUGAAGCUGUCAAGGGAUUUCGUCUGUUUCUAGCCUAUUGUCACUUAAAGGAAUCCCGUGCAAGUAACAGGAGUUCAUCUCCACUGACAGAUUCUAGAGGUGAUCUUGCCUCUCAGGAUAGCCUACCAUUUGCUCCCAUAUUGCAAAUAGCGGGACGGGUGUUCUCAGGAUUUCGUUUGGUACAAGCAGCAUUAUUUGGUGUUCAGUCACUUCUCGCUUACGUACUGAUGCUCAUUGUGAUGACUUUCAAUGGAAAUCUCAUCCUGAGCGUUGUCCUGGGAGAGUCUGUUGGAUAUCUCUUGUUCACUGGAACACCGUUUCUAGACGCGUACGUGCUAGACUGUUGUUAA
Angiostrongylus costaricensis is the source of this 480-nucleotide messenger RNA. NCBI's taxonomy places the organism in Eukaryota, Metazoa, Nematoda, Chromadorea, Rhabditida, Metastrongylidae. The record is from the annotation of a GenBank genome assembly.